This is a messenger RNA of Ylistrum balloti, 951 nucleotides long. RefSeq lists its product as uncharacterized. The transcript has a single exon. Lineage: Eukaryota; Metazoa; Mollusca; Bivalvia; Pectinida; Pectinidae. The coding region runs from base 1 to 888 and encodes 295 amino acids. The record is from RefSeq and is a predicted model, not a curated record.
AUGUACCCUCUAGGCCGAGCUGCACGCUUCUUCCUCGUGAUCAUAUUCUCAUUCUUUAUUUUACUCCUCCAUAGUAUUGACAAGCGACAAACUUACGCUCGACUUCAACUUAUUGACGUCACUUCCGGUUGGUAUCACCACGCUGAAUCAAGCCAAGAUAAAUAUCCAUUUUUUGGCAAACGUGGAGAGAAGGAUUUCGAUAUUUGUAAACAAACGUAUGGUGUUGAAUUCCAAAGACAUAGUGAAUAUUCAAGUCACAAGGUUUUUGAAAAUCUUCACCUAAAUUCGGAAAGUUUUGUCAUUGAGGUCGGAGGCUUCAAAGGAGAACUGAUGCGGGAACUUUUCCAGCUGUAUGAUAUCGGACUGUACGUUACUGUUGAGCCAGUGUGGCAAUAUUACAAGGUUUUAAUAAGUAAAUUAAAACAUUUACCACAAGGAAAAAUUCAAGCCCACAAUAUAGGUCUGGGUGCAAAGGACGACAAGAUUCAAGUUAAACCAGCAGGCAACCGAACGAGUUCGUUUGGUAAACAGAGAUUACAAGAGGAAUUUGGUAAAAACGGAAAUGAAUCAGAACAAAUGGCGGACCUCAGUAUUAGAAGUGUGGAAAGAUUCUUUCAGGAUAUGGGUAUCGGUGGUGAAGAUCAGCUCGAUCUAUUGAUUCUUGAUUGUGAAGGAUGUGAGUAUGACGUACUUGACUAUUUGCUGAAAUCUCCCGACGUGCUUCAUUACAUCCGGGUUAUUAUGUUCCAGUCACACAAGUUCAAAGGUCAUAGAAAGGAAUUAGUCCGUAAAUAUUGCACUUAUCAGCAAUUACUACCUUUAACUCACGAGAUUCAAUUCCAGAACAAGUUUUCAUGGGAAGUUUGGACACUCCGAAAUAAGAUGUAACUAAAUCGGUUCAAAUAUUACCAAUUGUUUACUUAUCUAUUGAUGAAAAAUGAUGACGUAAUG